AUGGGGAGGCGCUCAAGAGCACCGAGAGUGUUCCACCGGGUCGAGGAUGCAACUUCGCGUGGUCGCAUUUGCACAAAGAGGGGGCUGAGCACAUCUUUCAAGGCCGCAUUCAGGGCUGAAAGUUUUGAUUCUAUUGACAAUGAAUAUCUACUGGAAAUGCACCUGAUAUGGGGAAAGCGAGUACCAACCCCCUACAUUUCCACCUACAGCAAGCGCUGCGCCGCGGAAAGGGAGGCACGGCGGAGGGUCAAGGAUGGGAUGAGAGACGUCACUAUUUCCACGAUUGAUCUUGACAUGCUUCCAGACUGGGAACUUGAAUUCCGCAACGUGCGACGAGUCUGCAAAAAUCUGGAUCUCAGGAUUAAGGAUAGAGCAUACAACAACUCGGAACAUGAAUGGAUCUUCCUCAAUGAGAUCCCCAAGGAAGCUGUUGUGGAAGUGUAUAGGUUCAAUUAG
Molecule: messenger RNA, 456 nt
Organism: Pyricularia grisea
Lineage: Eukaryota; Fungi; Ascomycota; Sordariomycetes; Magnaporthales; Pyriculariaceae
Exons: 1
Coding region: 1-456 (151 amino acids)
Source: RefSeq, a predicted model, not a curated record